AUGUAGAAUUAUGUAUAUGACAUAGAUUCAAUUAGAGGAUUAAAUCUAUCUUUAAAGAUACCAUUGAGUCUGUUUGCAUAUAUGGUUGAUGAAAUUUAUAAAUUUACUCUUUCUUGUUAAAGUGCCUUUUCACUUUAAGGAAUGAUGUAGAUAUUUCAUCGUGAAUCUGUUUAAAUGGAAAUAGAUGAAGCUGAAUUUUGCAUUAAUAGUUAUGUUUAUUUGAUACGUUUUGUUUAAAAGAAUAAUAUUUCAGCAGAACAUUUAAGUAAAUGGUUGAAAGAGAAUACACUUGUAUAGGAUGAACAUCGAGAAUAUUUAACAAAGGUUUUAUAAGGUUUUGAUCCUGAAACACUCAAGAAAGUAUUAAGUCUUGGAAAACUUAAAGAGUUGAAAUGGACAGUUAAUCAAUAUAAUGGAGAUGUUAAAUACCCAAAUCUUAAAAAGUUGUACAUUUUAUUAGAAUUUCAUAUACAAGAUGAAAAAGGGAAUCUUCAAAAAUAAAUCAUCAAUCUCACAAUCUAAGAAUUUAAAAUGUUAUAAAUGGAAUUCAAGGAGAUAGGUGAUAUAUUGAGAAGUUUUAUGUGAAU
Molecule: messenger RNA, 587 nt
Organism: Paramecium sonneborni
Lineage: Eukaryota; Ciliophora; Oligohymenophorea; Peniculida; Parameciidae
Source: the annotation of a GenBank genome assembly